GCCAAAGCUGAAUGUGUAGACCGUCACAUGUUGUUUCCUCUCUUCAGUCUCAACAUCAGUCGACAUGUGUUAUUUAUUGCUUGGCUGCAGGAGAAGAAAAGCGCAAGUGUAGUUCUGGAAAUAGAGGAUAAAGAAUAAAGCGCGGAGUUUGUUUUUUCCUCUUUAUUUUUCCUUUUUCUCUCCAAGCUGCUCCUGGAAAUUAAAGCGCUGCGCUCUGGUUUGGUCUAAAAAGGGACGCAAGAAUGGCGAGUCCGCCGGCCGCGGGCGGUCAGUCGCUUAUGACCAACGCUUGUAAUAUAAACAGCAAUAAUAACAGCGCGAAGAAAUGUGGAUAUCUGAAGAAACAGAAACACGGGCACAAGCGCUUUUUCGUUUUAAAGGAGCCGUGCGAUGGGUUUUCUGCGCGCUUGGAGUACUACGAGAGCGAAAAGAAAUGGAGAAACAAGUCCGCCGCCAAGAGAGUUGUUCCUUUGGACUGCUGCCUCAACGUCAGCAAGAGAGCGGACGCCAAACACAGGUAUCUCAUUGCUCUUUACACCAAGGAUGAGUAUUUUGCCGUGGCGGCUGAAAGCGAGCAGGAACAGGAGAGCUGGUACCGCGCACUGACGGACCUGACGGCUGAGGCCAAAGUAUGUGACGGCUCGGCGUCCAACUCUGCGUCCUCGCUGGUUGGCUUCGACGAGGCGAGUUACGGUGUAAUAACGCCGGUUGCCGCCGCCUACAAGGAGGUAUGGCAAGUCAACGUAAAAUCCAGAGGACUGGGUCAGAGCAGGAAUCUAACCGGCGUCUACAGGCUCUGCCUCUCCAGCCGGAUGAUCAGCUUCGUUAAACUCAACUCGGAGGUCGCCUCCGUCGUACUACAGCUGAUGAACAUCCGAAGGUGCGGCCAUUCCGACAGCUUUUUCUUCAUCGAGGUGGGUCGGUCUGCAGUCAUCGGUCCCGGUGAGCUGUGGAUGCAAGCUGACGACUCGGUGGUGGCUCAAAAUAUUCAUGAAACUAUCCUGGAGGCCAUGAAAGCGAUGAAGGAGCUGUCGGAGUUCCGCCCGCGCAGUAAAAGCCAGUCAUCCAGCACCAACCCCAUAUCUGUACCAACAAGGAGACACCUGAAUAAUCUUCCCCCGAGUCAGACCGGGCUCUCCCGCAGGUCCCGCACUGACAGCACAUCUACCACCUCUCCAGUGAGUAGUAAAUGCUUAUCUUGCCGGAUACGCACCGCCAGUGAGGGCGAUGGCACCAUGACACGCCCAAUGUCUGUCACUGAGAGCCCCCUCAGCCCAGGGGUCCACAGGACCCUUCUAAGCCGGUCCCACACCAUAACAGCACGCCCGUCUUUAACCUUUGAAUCAUCUACCCUCCAGCACAGUAAGUCUAUGUCAAUGCCUCUGUCCCAUUCUCCACCUGUGGCGACCCCAUGUGCUGGAAAUGUGUCCUCAUGUGUGGACAGCAGUGUCCCCCGCCCUUCCAGCUGCAGUGCAUCUUUCUCAGGCUCCCCCAGUGAUGCAGGCUUUAUUUCGUGUGAGGAAUAUGGCUCCAGCCCUGCCGAUGCACGGGACCUCAGGUUACCACUAACCCUACGUAGCAACACUCCUGAGUCUCUCAAAGCCGAUACCCCACCCUCUAGGGACGGCAGUGAACUUGAUGGUUACAUGGUGAUGGAGAGGCAAAAUCAGAAUGGUUACCGGCGAAUGUCAGAGCUGGAUAAAGUCUAUCGAAAGCGGACAUACUCCCUUACUACCCCCCGCCAGCAGAGGCGGCCCCCUCAGGUGUCUUCAGCUUCUCUGGAUGAGUACACUCUGAUGAGAGCCACGUACACCAGUGGAAGCCAGUCUUCUCUGAGGUGCCACACAGCCUCACCUAAAGGAAGCGGGUUAGAAGACAACAGGGACGUUCACAGCAGUUCUAACAGUCUCCAUGGUGACAGUGGCUACAUGCCCAUGAUGCCUGGAGCCGGACCCCAGACUCCAGGGUCCAAGGACAGCCCCUACAUGCCCAUGAGCCCCAUGUGUGUUUCUGCUCCCAAACAGAUCAUAAACCCCCGUUCACACUCCUGCACCGCAGGGCUGGCCCCACGCAAGGACUCCCCUGGCAGUGUUUCUCUGGAGGACAGUGGUUACAUGCCAAUGUGGUGUGGGCAGAAGAUGUCAGUGGAAAGCAGUGAUGGAAAGCCAAACACUGGAGAGUACCUGUACAUGUCUCCUGUUGAUGCUCCGGUUUCUCUCACACCUCCUGACUACCAUCUCAGUCCCUCGGGGGACCCACAGCCCCACCACAGACCACCUUUUUGUUACAACUCUCUACAAAGAUUAGUCAAAGGACAGUUACAGCGAAAUGGGUCAUCUGACACUGAUCAGUAUGUUGUGAUGAGUUUACAGAGACAGCGGAUAGAAGAAGAGUCCACCGGUGGUCCCGUCUCCCCUGGAGAAUCGGGAAGCAGCAGCUCCCCAUGUACGCCAGGCACUCCGUCCUCUCUCCCCUCUCCUCUCAGACUGACUCGGCUAGAAGGAGGAAUGUUGCAUCGCAGUAAGGUGUGUCGCCCCACCCGCCUGGCUCUGGAAUCCCUUAAAACACUACCAUGUAUGAGCGAGCAUCCUCUUCCCUCAGAACCUCGCAGCCCUGGAGAAUACAUCAACAUAGAAUUUGGUGGAGCUGCCCAUGUCCCGCUGAUGGAGAACUCAGAGGCUGGAAGUGUAAUGUGCAUAGAUGGUGGAGCCCUGUCAUUGUCAGACUAUGCUAACAUUGAUAUGAGUUCACCGGUUCACCUUGAAUCACACCAAGGAGAGGAUUCCCACUCAGCAGGGUGUCUGAACCACACACCUGAAGUUUUGAUUUGUCCCAGUGUGGGAAGCAGCCGGCAGGGCACACAGGGAGAUCAGAGCAAAGAGGAUGAGAGGAGAACAGAGGCGGAGACAAAGGAGAUGGGACAGAAAGGAAGUCCUGUGUUAGAGCCGCCUGCUCUUACCAAAGGUGACUACACAGAGAUGACCUUUGCCCCCCCUCCUCCUUUAUCUGUUCCCCGUAUGACCGAUGCCACCCCCCUUCCCACCAGCCCCACUGCAUGUAUGAAGAGACUCAGCCUUGAAAGUAGCUUAGAGGAUGUCGUACCCCCAGUGCCAGUAGAUUCUUUCCUGCUUGGGGGUCCUUCGUUAUCUCACACAGUUGUAGAUCCAAACCGGGGGGCCAAAGUUAUCCGGGCAGACCCUCAGGGGCGUCGCCGACAUAGCUCCGAGACCUUCUCCUCCACUACUACUGUGACGCCAGUGUGCCCAUCUUUUGCCCACGACGCCAAGCGGCACAGCUCCGCCUCUGUGGAAAACGUGUCCCGCUCUGUGCAAAGCUCCGAGGGGCCUGGCGAAGACCACAACAGCCCCAUGUGCAGGGAAACGUCAGCGGGGUAUCAGAAUGGACUGAACUACAUUGCCUUAAACCUGAUGGAGGGAAACCUUGGAGGGGGCAGAUUAGGGGGGUGCGACGAAAUCCUGAGGUUCAAGACGGCUUGCGGCUGCAAAGGGGGCCUAAAUGGUUUUAGCGCCAGCCCUUAUGCCAGCCUGGGAUUCAAGGAGACUACUACUGCUGCUGUGAAAGAGUGAAGACUCAUUGGUCUUCCCAGCGUUCCUCAUCCUUUCCCUUCCUUUGCUGUGAAAGUUAAUUCUGCUGCAUCCUGAUGACAAGGUCACCACUGCAACAGCUGGACAGCUGACGUCCCUUCAACUUUAUGCUGCGGCCAUAACCUUGGACAAAUGGACAUUGGACCCUUUACCUAAAUCCCUCUCCUUUUUUUUCUCAGCACCCAAACAUCCAGGUGCCAUUGCUGCUGUAGUGCUAGAAAAAGAACUCUAACAGAAUAUAAAACUCUUAACACUUGAUGGGUAACUUUAUCUCUGCGUUUAGGCCUUCAAACUGUUCUGCACAUUAUUAGAUCAUCAUCUGUUUAACUUAUGUCCAUUUCCAGACUUAGAAACUUGUUUUGUUUUGGCUUUAGCCAAGUAGUAGUCAGAUUUUUCUUACCAUAAAACCUGUGAACCAAACCCGGAGAGCAUGAGCUAACAACUACAUGCAAGAAAAAAAUCAACAAAAGAAAACAACCUUUCAUGAGUACUGAUGAACACAUAUUUAUUUAUUUAUCAAUAGUGUAUGUUUGCAUUAAAUGAAAAGGGUGAGAAUCUGUAUACAGGGUUGUUCAGCAAAAAGAGACGGCGUUUGUGAGCAUAUUUAAAAGUCAAAGGUUACGUUUGCUUACACAAGAAAUACCUCAGCACCAAGUCAACAAGUAGAUAUAUAUAUAUAUAUAUGAAAUAUUUAUUUUCAGAGGUGAAUGUGAAAAUAAAAAGAAAAAAAUUAUAUAUAUAUA
Molecule: messenger RNA, 4348 nt
Organism: Cyprinodon variegatus (sheepshead minnow)
Lineage: Eukaryota; Metazoa; Chordata; Actinopteri; Cyprinodontiformes; Cyprinodontidae
Gene: irs2b
Product: insulin receptor substrate 2
Exons: 2
Coding region: 243-3587 (1114 amino acids)
Biological process (GO): insulin receptor signaling pathway
Cellular component (GO): cytosol; plasma membrane
Molecular function (GO): phosphatidylinositol 3-kinase binding; insulin receptor binding
Source: RefSeq, a predicted model, not a curated record